GCCUUCAGAGCUCUGUGUGUGUUUCACUACCAAGCAGCCCAGCAGCCAGUUCUCUGGGGCAGGUGGUAGGUUGAUGGGGGACAUCCAGAGGCUGCCGGAGGGCAGAAGCCGACUGCGCCGACUCUCCCGGACCCCUUGUCCAGACCAGGGACCACCAAGGAAGUCCCGCAAGAAGCUCCAAGUUAUCAUCUGUGUACUGCUUGUGGAGCUGUGUGAAAGAUUCACUUUCUUUGGGAUUGUAUGCAACAUGAUUCUCUUCUGCACUGUGAAGCUGGGCUAUGAUUACUACCUGGCUGCGACUGUCAACCUGUGCUUCGUAGGAGCCAGCACCCUGACCCCCGUUCUGGUCGGGUGGUUCGCAGAAACCUGCUUGGGAAGGAGCAAGGUGCUCUACUUGUGUGCUUUCCUUCAUUUCUUUGGCACAGCCAUGCUGCCCGUGGUGGCGUUCCCAUUUGAAGAUUUCUACAUAGACACUCAUCACAUGACGCACCAGCUGGAACAUCGGGAGCAGCAGAUCUUGUUCUACACCGGCCUCCUGGCUGCUGCGCUGGGCAUCGGCGGCAUCCGGGCCAUCCUCUGUCCCAUGGGAGCCUACAGCCUACAGACCUACAAUCAGCAUCAGCUCCUGUCCUUCUUCAACUGGUUCUACUGGUUGGUCAACUUGAAUUCCACCGUGGUGUUUCUGGGCAUUGCUUACAUCCAGCAGUCUGUGGCCAAAAAUCUCGCCUUCCUCAUCCCCUUCACCUCUGUGCUGCUUGCUCUAAUCGCCAUACACAUGAUGCGGAACAAACUCACCUACAAACCCAAGAAAGGUGGAUCGUUGCUGACCACACUGGGAGUUUUCCUGAACUCUCUCAAGAUGUGCUGCCUCCACUAUCGCCACCUGAGUGGAGAUGUAACAUCUUGGCUGGACCGGGCCAAGGAGAACAAUGGUGGCCGUUACAGCGAAACGCAUGUAGAGAAUGUCAAAGUCCUGGCCAAGCUCUUCCCUCUUUACGGGCUUCAGCUGCUGUACAGAGCCUGCGUCACACAGAUUCCCUCAGGUUACUACAUACAGACGAUGAACUCAAACCUGCAUCUGAACGACCUCCUGUUGCCCAUCGGUGCCAUGAAUGUGAUCAGCAUCCUACCUCUGCUGCUCUUAGCCCCACUGAUCGAGUGUGUGACGACUUGCUACCUCUCCAUGGAAAAAACUCCUCUGGCACCUGCAAAAGUCAUCACUCUGGGCCAUGCGUGUGCCACUCUGUCAGUCCUGGUGGCAGGUUUGUCUGAGCUAUAUAGGAAGACAUACCCUCUGGUGGAGCAGACUCUGUCUGGAAAAGUCCUGCAAGUGUCGGCCAUGCCGUGUUUCCAGCUGGCUCCUCAGUAUAUCCUACUCGGUCUCGCAGAGGCUCUCGUCACCCCUGCAUGUUCCCUGAUUUCUUUCCAGCUGACCCCGAGCCACAUCAGAGGGAUCUCCCUGCACUUCCUCACUCUGUCCUAUGGAGGGGGCUGCUUCCUCGGAGCUUUCAUUAUUCAGCUGGUGUACUUCAUCUCUGGAGGUAACUUCUACCCAAACACACUGCAUGAUGGGAAUCUGGAGAGAUUCUUCUUCCUCUUGGCCACACUGAUGGCUAUAAACACCCUUGUUUGUUGGAGGGUAUCUUACAGGUACAUAGACCUGAGUGUGCAGGGUAAAGCACUGACCAUCAGCCCUCUGACUGAGAAGCUGCUGCAUUACAAGGCCUGUCUGCGCUUCUACGACACUGUAGAUCGCUCCUACACAACCGCCUCCAUUGAAUCUAUUUUAUGAUCUUUAUUGUGACCUUUGUCAGCGGCGCUGGCGCUGCAUGUUAUGUCAAAAUCUCAAACGUGGGAAAUUGUGGGCUGAACUGUAUGAAAUACGUGGAAUGUAAAUAUUUUUGUUGUUUUUAUAGUAACAGAAUUUGUGCAUAUAACAUUUCCCAUACUGAAUGUGACCAAAACUUUGGCCUAUUACAUUACUUUACUUUUU
Dicentrarchus labrax (European seabass) is the source of this 1993-nucleotide messenger RNA. RefSeq names its product solute carrier family 15 member 5 (gene slc15a5). The transcript is spliced from 9 exons. The coding region runs from base 74 to 1792 and encodes 572 amino acids. Lineage: Eukaryota; Metazoa; Chordata; Actinopteri; Moronidae. The record is from RefSeq and is a predicted model, not a curated record. Gene Ontology annotation, biological process: transmembrane transport. Gene Ontology annotation, cellular component: membrane. Gene Ontology annotation, molecular function: transmembrane transporter activity.